This is a messenger RNA of Orussus abietinus, 5374 nucleotides long. RefSeq names its product tubulin polyglutamylase TTLL13. The transcript is spliced from 12 exons. NCBI's taxonomy places the organism in Eukaryota, Metazoa, Arthropoda, Insecta, Hymenoptera, Orussidae. Gene Ontology annotation, biological process: microtubule cytoskeleton organization; protein polyglutamylation. The record is from RefSeq and is a predicted model, not a curated record. Gene Ontology annotation, molecular function: tubulin-glutamic acid ligase activity; tubulin binding. Gene Ontology annotation, cellular component: cilium. The coding region runs from base 778 to 3105 and encodes 775 amino acids.
AACCGGGACUUACUCUGCGCUUCCAUUUGCCACAUUAUUUAUCAGACCAUUAUCCGUUUUCUAAGUAACUAACCCUAAGACAGUGCACGUCGGAAAAGUGGCAUUGUCCGCUGCCCCGCGUAAUAACUUUCAAGGACCGUAAUGGAUUCGUGCAUAUAAUUAGUCGUAACGAGGCAAGAGUCGGAGAUCAAAAUGUCCCCCUGUACUAGGCACCUGGGUCUAUUCUAAUGCUUGCUCCUUGACCCUCCGCAUUCCGUGUAAUUACUUAACACGGUCGAUAAAAUCUAAUUAUAAACCGCACAUUUCCGAAUUGCAUCCCGAAGAGUUAGUAGUACUUAGACAAGGGUCGCCGGAGUUGAAACCCUGGAGGGUGGCACAUUUUCGGACCUGCGAGAGACCCGGAAGAAGAAGAACGCGUCAUACUUAGAACCCCAAUCAAGCCUACGAAAACAAUCAUCUCCCAGGUAAUUAAGCACCUGAUCAGAGACGUCGAUGCCGAAAUGACAAUUGAAGCGAGGCCCGCGCUCGGACCGAAAACCGGAUAAAUUAUUUCUGAAGUAAGGAACCGCAAGACAUUAAUGACCCGCAAUUUCGCAGGAGUUUUCGGGUGUUGUGACAAAUUAAAGUCAUCGAUGACCGAUUCGCCGGGCCUCGUUCGAGGACUCCAUCCGAGUUGAUCUCCGAGAGGAGGAGAUGCGCCGACGAGGUUGACAACGACGAAAAGCAGGUCCCUUUUCCGGCAAGUGUCGAAAACCCCAAGGAUAAUGCCAAGCGAUCAUGAACGUCACCGGAGGUAACAAACGUCCUCUGAUAGUCCUGCGCAAACUCUACAAGGACGAUCGGCCGAGGGAGGAACUUUUAGGCAGCGGAGACAGCAGUGAGUCGGACAUCGCGAUCGAGCAACGAUCGACCAAGCCCGUCAUUCCCGAGUAUAGAAACCAGGUCGUGUCCGAAACCCCCUCGGACGUGGUUCGAGAGGCCGAGAAAAGUCAAGGCGAUCCUGGAAAAAAUGAUCCCCCCAUCGCGGACCCAGCGACGACAAUCUGCGCCGGCGAGGAUAAAGGUGUUCCACAGGUGGAGGCGGAUUCGAAUUUCGGCGGGCCAAGGAGGAAGAAGCGAAGUCGGUUGUUUCUUGACAGACUUUUAACAAUCUGUACGAUCAACUGUAAGUACGAGGUGGUUAGAAGAGUGGCCGCGCGUUACGGCAUGAGGGAGGUCACCGAAGACAGUAGCUGGAACCUCUAUUGGACCGACCUGAGCAUCAGCGUCGAGAGGGCGAAGGAGAUGAAGAGGUUCCAGAAGAUCAACCACUUCCCCGGGAUGACCGAAAUAUGCAGGAAGGACUUGCUCGCGAGGAACUUGAAUCGUAUGCUCAAGAUGUUCCCAAAGGAUUACAAUUUCUUCCCGAAAACCUGGUGUCUUCCCGCGGACCAUGGAGACGCGAUUGCUUAUGCAAAAUUGAAACGCUCGAAAACGUUCAUCAUUAAACCAGACACGGGCUGCCAAGGUCGAGGGAUAUACUUGACAAAGCAUUUGAAAGAUGUCAAACCCUACGACCGCAUGAUCUGUCAAGUUUACGUCUCCAGACCUUACUUAAUCGACGGCUUCAAGUUCGAUCUUCGGGUAUAUACCCUGAUAACGUCAUGCGACCCCCUAAGGAUCUUCGUGUACAACGAUGGCCUCGCAAGAUUCGCGACCAGUAGAUACAAGGAACCCACGGGGCACAAUACAUCGAACGUGUUCAUGCACUUGACCAAUUACGCCGUGAACAAGCACAGUCGAAUGUACGUGGUGGACGACGAAGCGGGGAGCAAACGGAAAAUAUCCACCCUGAACAAGUGGCUGAAAAUGAAGGACGUGAACGUGGAGGCCCUAUGGACGAGGAUCGACGAGAUCAUCAUAAAGACGAUCCUGGCGGCUUAUCCGAUCCUGAAGCACAGUUAUCACACAUGUUUUGCGACACACGACAUGACAUACGCAUGUUUCGAGCUCCUGGGGUUCGACAUUCUCCUCGACUGGAAGUUAAAGCCGUACCUUUUGGAGGUUAACCACUCGCCGAGUUUUCACACGGACGCGCAGAUAGACAAGGACGUGAAGGAAGCUCUCCUGAUGGAUACCUUCGAGAUAUUGAACUUGCAACAGUGCGACAAGAAGAAGAUUAUAGAGGAGGACAGAAAACGGGUCAGAGAGAGACUGCUGCAGGGAAUCGCUCCGAAGGACCCCGGCUCCAAUGAAAGCAACGGCGAGAGGCCGGAGUCGGACCCGAUACAGAUGCAGCACAAGUGGGAGGACGAGCACAUGGGUAACUUCAGGAAAGUCUACCCGGGACCGAACAGUUACAAGUUCAAUGUCUUCUUCAAGCAGAACUGCACCUCCAUGUUCCAAGAGACGGCCGCGUCGAGGGCUCGGGAAGAAGCGGCGAAAAUCCAGCGAGAAGGGGCCGAGUCGAAGCAGCGGGAGCAGGAGGCCAAGAAGAUCCUGGGGAAGUGGAGCGAUCAGAGGGCGCGUCCUGAGAGUCCUGGUCCCGCGAAGAAGCAGAACUCCGCCGUUUCCAGCCACUCGGGGAACAAGGUUGCGACAGCCCCGAGGAGGAGCUUGCAGUCGGCUCCUGUUGCCUUCACCCCCGUGGUCCCGAAGUCCUCGAAGAUGAAAAUGGACCCGGUGAGCGUGGACAACCUUCCUCGCUCUUUCUCCCCCGAGAUGAUAUGCGAGGCCGAAGAGAGGGAACGCAUUGCCGCGCUGGCCCAGAGAGACCUGCUGGUCAGAAGUUACGGCCUUCUCGAGCAGGUCUACCUGGCCAUGAAGAGGAACGGCACCCUAAGGUCCGCCGACGAGAAGAAGUACGGACUCUACGGUAAAGUCGGCUACGUCGACGAGCUUUCACGAGCGGUGAUCGGUGCGAAUCGAAACCUGGCCGCUCUCUCUGAGAACCAGCGGACUCUUCGGCAAGGUUUUCGGCAAGGUCUUCAGCAAGGUCUUCAGCAAGGUCUUCGGCAAUCCGCGGCCACCCACGUCACGGCCAAGUACGACUCCCUGGUAAAUGGUCACUCCACCCUGAAGACGAACACUCUCCAGCUGAACGAGGUCCUAGGAAAACCGUUUUAGUCCCGGUAUCCAGAUCUGGUGGAACGUCGAUGAUCCCUUUACCUCACUUUGCCUCUCUUCAUGGAUUCGCGACCCUCUGCGAGUUUCUCGGACUGGUGCGAAACGUGAGUCCUACGGGUGUCCCCGGUCUUCGAUCGAUGCGCGAUUUUUUGGAGAUGGAAGAAAACCUCAGACCGCAUCGGUCGAAGCUUGGACCCGAGUGGUUACUUGCAGAGAUAUGUCGAAUUAAUCAAGAUAUCUAAACUAAGGGUCUAAUUGCUUUCGAGGUUUUAGGUUUGGCUCGCAGGUGUUUGCAGGCUGGUCCAGAUAGGGCCGAAAAUUCGCGGCAAAUUUUGGAUCGAUGGCAGAACGUGAACGACCAAGACGGUAUUCGGGAGGAAUUGCCUGAUUUUGAAAAUUAGUCAAGAGAGCUGAUCAAGCUUCGCCCUGUUUCGAACCUGAUACGCCGCCUAGGACAUUAAUUAAAGUAGGUGGUAGCUGAGGAAAAGUCGAUCGACUUCAACGGAUGAAGAGUAAGAAUCGGUGGAGGAUAAAAGGCACUUCAACGUCGGCUUAGAAUGGAAAAAAUAUCUAUUAUAUUACACCCGCAAAUAAACCGUGCACUCGAUCGGUCGUUGCACCGUCGCCUCGGCGGUAUAUAUCCAAAUAAGAUUUAUACAUAUUUAACAGAAGCGAUCGUUCCUUUUAUAUAGAUGCCUUUGUGUACAAUAGAUGCUUAAAAUAUACAUAAACGUAAGGUCCUCCUCCUCGACUCGAGCGUCGAGUAUCGUUCGCGUGCCGACCAAUACUUGCAUCGUUGUACGGUAUGAAAAACGCUAAGAAAACGGAGAUACGGCUAAGAGAGAGAGACGGUAGUAGAAAAAGUUACACCAAGAAGCAAACGAACGAGCUUUCUCCGACCUGCCGCACCGUGUAAAAAAUCUCUCCUGGUUAUUCCACUGCGCGCGGUUCCCUACGUAUCGCGCUCGGAAUAUUCUCCCAGAGAAUCUGGAGAAUUAUCUCGAAUAAAAGCGUCGCCAUUGUCCACGUGAAUACCAACUAUGCUUUCCUCUACGAAUUGCGAGAGCCUCGUCGAACGACACGUAACACAGGAGCGCGUCCGAAUUUUUGCCUGUCCACCUUUAUGUACAUAAAGUAAAUGCAUACAUGACGAUCUAUAAUGGUAUAACAACGUUUUAUUGCUGAUAUAUAUUUAUAUAUAUAUAGACUUUUGUAUUCACAUGAUAAAAAAUAAACUAUUAACAAUUUGUCGUGAGUCGAGCUUUAUAGGUCUCGCUGUAAUCGCAGAGAUUAGGGCGUGUAACAGUGCUUUACAUGCGUAAAAUGCCUCGAUGCAAGUACUCGUCGCGAGCGUCGCGUUCCGGCCGGUGCAUUAUUUAUGUUUUUGUUUCUUUUUAAUUAUUUCUUCCCCUCUUAGAAUUCUGUACAAGAUCCAGGAUUAAUCCGACAGGUCACCCCUUUGAUCCAGGCCGCCGGCGAACGGGAUUGAAAAGGUGCACGCCGUUGGAAGUUGCGAUUAAAAAUGAUGUACCUCGAGGACCCGAUUAUCCUGCAUCGCAAAAUCGACCCACCAAUUCCGGCUACGUGUCGCGACCUCGUGUCGUUAAUGAAAAUAUAAGAGGCGUAAAUGUAUGCAUGCGAAAUUUACAAAUGUGAAUUUCAAAAGGUUACACGUUUCCUUCCGUCUAGAUGAAAAUCAUUACCUAAGGGAGACGUACCGCGAUGGCUAAUAUGACUCGGUACCGUGUUUUAGGAUUUCGGGGCUGCGCAUCCUCGAUAUCGUCGCCAGGAUUACAAAUUGCAUUGCUAUGAGGAGUAUGAUUAUCGCCGUGUAAACCUAUCCGAAAUGUAAUCAACGAGUGGACGCGCGAUGGACCUCCGUGCUAUUUACAAGUCCCCUCGAGAUGAAGCUUUGGUAUUUUUCUCAUUAUUUUCCUUCCUCGUAUUCCUUACGCCAGAAUUAUGCGUUUUAUUCCAGCCCAGCCCCCGAAUCCGUGUAAUCCAAUGUUCGUUAUUUAAUAUGUACACGAAGGUAUGGUUAUGAAUGUUACGAUAGCUGGCUCCUCCUCCAUCAAAGUCCUUACGAGAUACGGGGAACUUAACUAUAAUAAUGUAAAUGUCCUUCCCAGAAUAUUCUUAUUCAGGUCUUUAAAAUCCAAGGUACAGGUUUUGCUUCAUAUCUCCUCGCGGAUUACUUAUCAAAGUGCGAAUCUAUUAAACGUACGGGGAUCAAAAUGUCUUCUUGUACACAACAUCCAUUACGCAGGUA